Molecule: messenger RNA, 2310 nt
Organism: Carya illinoinensis
Lineage: Eukaryota; Viridiplantae; Streptophyta; Magnoliopsida; Fagales; Juglandaceae
Product: protein IQ-DOMAIN 5
Exons: 9
Coding region: 675-1952 (425 amino acids)
Molecular function (GO): protein binding
Source: RefSeq, a predicted model, not a curated record
UGACCCCGCGGACCACAACCAUCCCUUAAUACGACGCGGUCCUUCUCUGAAUGUUCUCUCAAUGUUCCAAAAAUGAAAAACCCCACCUCCCUCCCCUCUCUCCCGGCGUACUUUAGCUAACACCGGCCCUAUCUAUAUCUGCUGGGUUCUAUCGCCCGUUUAUCCGAAGACAGAAACCACAUCAAUUAUAGACUCUGAAGAGAGAAUGUGAGGAAAAGUUAUGGUUGGAAUCGAAAUCCGAUCCUCUUAAGUUGGGAGUUUGGUCGGAUUAUACAGAAGCUACUUCCCCGUUUUGACCAAUUUUGACUGUUUGAUGCAUACAUACAUCAAUGGCCAUAAAAGGGGAUUAGAAAUAAGGAGGUUAUUGGGACCUUGGAGGCGUUGGUGAUCAUGCCACAAACAUAUUACUUGAAGUGACUGCUUCAAAGGUGCAAACGAUUCUGAGAUCUGUAUCUGGCUGAACUAAAGAAACUGACACCAUGGGUGUCUCAGGAAAAUGGAUUAAAGCAUUGGUUGGUUUGAAGAAAUCAGACAAGUCAGAGUCUUCAGAGAAGAGCGAAAAUCCCCAGAUCUAGUGGUCAACAAUACGUAUAUGAAUUUUUCAGUGGCAUGCCAAUGAGAUGUAGCUCAAAUGGCUCCUCCUCCCUCCAUAAAAUUGGGUGGAGAGUGAAGUCAUGGGUCUGAUACCCAUUGGUAAUGUGACUUACCAAUUAGAGAGAGAGGAGAAGAGAUCAGCCACUAGAAAGUUUCGGCACCAGAGAAAGCAUUCCAUUGAGAUUGAUGCAGAUAAUCUUCAAUAUGAGUACGGGCAUGAAGUUGCUCCACCAGUCGGAGAUUUCAAUAUUCAACCAAAUCCUGAUGCUGCUGGCUCCAAUUCGGGUUCGCCUCAAGUACAGGAUGCAGCUCUUAAUCAAAAAAUUUUGAGAGAAGGGGCUGCAACACGCAUCCAGACCGCUUUUCGUGGAUUUCUGGCUAGGAGAGCUUUACGAGCUUUGAAAGGAUUGGUAAGACUUCAAGCCCUUGUGAGGGGCCAUGCUGUGAGAAAACAAGCUGCAAUAACUCUUCGCUGUAUGCAAGCUUUGGUUAGAGUUCAGGCUCGUGUCCGGGCCAGGCGUGUUCGUCUGGCAUUGGAAAGUCAAACAGAAAAACAGAAGCUUCAACAACAACUUGCAAAUGAGGCUCGUGUCAAAGAAAUAGAAGAAGGAUGGUGUGAUAGUGUGGGAUCGGUUGAAGAAAUUCAAUCCAAAUUGUUAAAGAGGCAGGAGGCUGCUGCUAAGCGUGAGAGAGCUAUGGCAUAUGCUCUGGCUCAUCAGUGGCAGGCUGGAUCAAGGCAGUUGGCUGCUCCCUCUGGGUUUGAACCAGAUAAAAGCAGCUGGGGUUGGGACUGGUUGGAAAGAUGGAUGGCUGUUCGUCCUUGGGAGAAUCGUUUUCUUGACAUUAAUCUCAGAGAUGGAGUGAUGGUACAUGAAAAUGGAUCAGCUGAGGGUAACGAAGGAACCACAUCCCACUUAAAAUCUGCUGGAAAAAAACCAAUUGCCUCAAAUCUUCAUCCAAACCUUUCAAGUCAGAAAAUGGGGCCCUCCCAUUCUGAUGGCUUUGGUUCUUCAUCCAGCAAGUCAGCAGGCAUGCAAGAGGCAUCCGAUACACUACCUUCCAAGCCAAAGCCCAAGGCACAGAUGGAUGAUCCAGUUGAACAAGCUAAGACAAGGCCUGGAAUUGGUGUGAGAUCCCACAGCAAUCCAAAAGAGAGAUCCACGCAACCAGAUAAACAGGCAAAGAAGCGAUUGUCUCUACCCAACAGUGGGGCAGGUACUGGUGCUCAAUUGGCCAGGAUUUCGAAUAGAACUGUUGUCAAAGGGGCACCCAGCAACCAGAAGGCCAUCAAGGAUAAAUCUAAGUUCAAUGGAAAAGGGGACUCAAACUCUACAAUGUCUGCCCCGCACUCCCAUUGAUCUCUGGCUCUAAGAAUCGCAUGGAAGGUAUCUACUCAGGCUACCCUUGAUUUCGGUGCUGCUGUUUCAAUCUGUACAUAUGUUGUUGCUACGAUGUUAGGGCAUGCAGCAUUCAUGCUGCGGUUCCGUCAUGAAAUUCCAGGGUGGUUUCAGCCUGACAUAGUAAAAGAGAUCUGCUUGAUUGUCACGGGGAAGAAGAUUAGGGGGUUUGAUGUGGCUGUUGUAAUCAUUUGAGUUUAUUGUGAUGAGUUCGGAAAUCAUGAGAUAUUUAUUUCCCAAGGACUUGAAGAUUUGUGUACUUGUCUUUUUUGGUAAGUAAUGUAAAAUUUUAUUAAGGUAAAAAUAUUUUAUUCCAGUA